This is a messenger RNA of Pungitius pungitius (ninespine stickleback), 555 nucleotides long. RefSeq names its product crystallin, gamma MX (gene crygmx). Gene Ontology annotation, molecular function: structural constituent of eye lens. The coding region runs from base 28 to 555 and encodes 175 amino acids. Gene Ontology annotation, biological process: visual perception; lens development in camera-type eye. The record is from RefSeq and is a predicted model, not a curated record. NCBI's taxonomy places the organism in Eukaryota, Metazoa, Chordata, Actinopteri, Perciformes, Gasterosteidae. The transcript is spliced from 3 exons.
GUCUGGACUGAAUCUACCACGGUCACAAUGGGCAAGGUUAUUUUCUACGAAGAGAAGAACUUUCAGGGUCGUCACUAUGAGUGCAACAGUGACUGCCCCGAGAUGCAGAGACACUUCACCCGCUGUAACUCCAUAAAAGUGGACAGCGGCUGCUGGGUGGCCUACGAGAAGCCCAACUACGGGGGCUACCAGUACAUGCUGCACAAGGGCGAGUACCCCGACCACCAGCGCUGGGCCGGCUUCAACGACUGCAUCCGCUCCUGCCGCAUGGUGCCACCUUACAACGGCAACUACCGGAUGAAGAUCUUCGCGCGGUCCGACUUCGCGGGCCAGAACCUGGAGCUGAUGGACGACUGCCCGGAUCUGAACGAGCGCUUCCACACCCGCGACAUCUCCUCCGUCAACGUGAUGGAGGGCUACUGGAUCCUGCACGAGCACCCCAACUACAGAGGACGCCAGUACUUCUUGCGUCCGGGAGAGUACAGGAGGCACGUCGAGUGGGGAAGCAACAGCCCCACCAUCGGCUCUCUGAAACGUGUCACCGAGCUCAACUGA